This is a messenger RNA of Elgaria multicarinata webbii, 753 nucleotides long. RefSeq names its product leukocyte immunoglobulin-like receptor subfamily A member 4. The coding region runs from base 1 to 753 and encodes 250 amino acids. NCBI's taxonomy places the organism in Eukaryota, Metazoa, Chordata, Lepidosauria, Squamata, Anguidae. The record is from RefSeq and is a predicted model, not a curated record. The transcript is spliced from 3 exons.
AUGAACCCUGAAUUCGAUGUGGGCGAAUAUUCCAUUAGCAACAUCAGUUGGGAGCACGAAGGGAACUACAGCUGCAUUUAUAGGUUCACUAAAAAGCCUUUUCUAUUCUCGGCACCCAGCGAUCCCCUGGAACUUCUGGUAUCAGAUCCCAGCUUACCCAGACCUGUAAUCUCCCUGAAUCCAAUGGAGAAGGUUUUUGUUGGACAAAAUUUCACGAUGAAUUGUGAAACCAAAGCAAAAGUCAGGAAGUUUUAUUUCCAAAGGAAUGGAGAUGAGAUGGAUCGACCAUGGUCAUCAUACAGUAACAUAGCUAUGUUCCCAAUUGACAAUGCAAGCAGGGACAAUGGGGGGACAUACAGAUGCAGUUACAUCUUACUGGAUAAUUUUACCAUAUCAAAGCCCAGUGACCCUGUGGAGUUUCUGCUAACAGAUCCCAACUUACCUAGACCUGCCAUCUCCAGCAAGCCAGGCGUAUCGGUUGCCCUUGGGAAGCUCGUCAAGAUUCGGUGUGAAGUGAAUAACGGAUCCUUCGUGUUCUAUCUCCAUAAAUCUGGAGACCCAACAAAAAGAUGGCCCAUGAACUCUGACAAGAACAUGGGUCAACAUUACAUCAGGGCCUUCAGCUUGGAGGACAAAGGGAAAUAUAGCUGCAGUUGUGCAGUUUCAGAGAGAGAUUUUGUUGUCUCGGAACACAGCAAGACUUUGGAACUCUUUUUGUCAGGUGCAGUACAUGGCCCAGUGUUUUGUAGUUGA